AUGGCGCCCAAGCAAGCAGAGAAGAAGCCGGCCGAGAAGAAGCCAGCAGAGAAGGCCGAGAAGGCACCGGCGGAGAAGAAGCCCAGAGCCGAGAAGAAGAUCCCCAAGGAAGAGAAGGCCGAGAAGGCCCCCGCGGAGAAGAAGCCCAGAGCCGAGAAGAAGAUCCCAAAGGAAGGAGGCGCCGCAGCCGCCGACAAGAAGAAGAAGAGGAACAAGAAGAGCGUCGAGACCUACAAGAUCUACAUCUUCAAGGUGCUGAAGCAGGUGCACCCUGACAUCGGGAUCUCCAGCAAGGCCAUGGGGAUCAUGAACAGCUUCAUCAACGACAUCUUCGAGAAGCUCGCUCAGGAGUCCUCCAGGCUUGCAAGGUACAACAAGAAGCCCACCAUCACUUCCCGCGAGAUUCAGACCGCUGUGAGACUUGUUCUUCCCGGCGAGCUCGCCAAGCACGCAGUCUCUGAAGGAACCAAGGCGGUUACCAAGUUCACUAGUUCUUAG
This is a messenger RNA of Linum tenue, 498 nucleotides long. NCBI's taxonomy places the organism in Eukaryota, Viridiplantae, Streptophyta, Magnoliopsida, Malpighiales, Linaceae. The record is from the annotation of a GenBank genome assembly.